AUGUCUCACGAACAACCCUAUGACCCCUAUAUUCCCUCUGGCUCCAACGGAGCGCCUGCCUCCGGUGGAGGCAACGCGCAGAAUGGCAACCAGCGAACGGCCGCAUUGCAAGCGCAAAUCGACGACACCGUCGGUGUCAUGCGCGAAAACAUCAACAAGGUUUCGCAGCGUGGCGAGCGCUUGGACUCGCUCCAAGAUAAGACCGACAACCUGGCCGUGUCGGCUCAGGGGUUCCGUCACGGCGCCAAUCGCGUGCGCAAGCAGAUGUGGUGGAAGGAUAUGAAGAUGCGCGUAUGCCUGGCCAUUUGCGUGAUUCUUCUUCUCAUCGUGAUUAUCGUGCCAGUUGUCCUUACCACCAAGAAAUAG
Messenger RNA from Penicillium alfredii, 366 nucleotides. Its product is annotated as SNAP receptor SNC2. Gene Ontology annotation, molecular function: SNAP receptor activity; syntaxin binding. The transcript has 3 exons. Gene Ontology annotation, biological process: vesicle fusion; vesicle-mediated transport. Gene Ontology annotation, cellular component: plasma membrane; SNARE complex. NCBI's taxonomy places the organism in Eukaryota, Fungi, Ascomycota, Eurotiomycetes, Eurotiales, Aspergillaceae. The record is from RefSeq and is a predicted model, not a curated record. Bases 1 to 366 code for a protein of 121 amino acids.